Chaetomium globosum CBS 148.51 is the source of this 2274-nucleotide messenger RNA. RefSeq lists its product as uncharacterized. Gene Ontology annotation, molecular function: phosphatase activity. NCBI's taxonomy places the organism in Eukaryota, Fungi, Ascomycota, Sordariomycetes, Sordariales, Chaetomiaceae. Gene Ontology annotation, biological process: dephosphorylation. The record is from RefSeq and is a predicted model, not a curated record. The coding region runs from base 1 to 2274 and encodes 757 amino acids. The transcript is spliced from 2 exons.
AUGACUUCCAUCUCGUCUUCCGAUUUCCCCCCGAAUCAACCGCCGACGCCGACUCGCAUUCUAAGAACCCGGUCAAGCAGGUUUGGUUUGCGUUCCACGUCAUCUCCCAGUGCACGCUGCGGCCGACUACUUCCUCGAGUGGUGUUCCCUCAUCGAUACGAAUCCGUUUCCGGGACUUCACGCUCGCCAGAGAAUAAGAUCAAUGGUUGGGACCUGUACGACGCGAAGGCUGAAUUCAAGCGACAGGGCAUCAGCGAAAAGUCGGCGGACCUAGGGUGGAGGAUAACCAUGAUCAACAAGGAUUACGCCUUCUCCCCAACGUACCCAGCAGUGCUGGCAGUACCGUCCAAGAUUUCGGAUAGUACCCUGAAGUAUGCUGCGGCUUUCCGCUCUCGCGCCCGGAUCCCAGCGCUCUGCUACCUCCAUCCUGUCAACAACUGCACAAUAACCCGCAGCUCACAACCGUUUGUGGGGCUCCGAAUGAAGCGCAGCAUUCAGGAUGAGCGCCUCGUCGGAGCCUGCUUCUCUGCCAAUGUGGACUGCCUCGAUACAGGACCUGCGUUAAACACGGGGGAGAGCCCCUCUUCCAGCCACGUGGACCUGACCGCCGAGGGUGCAGAGGUUGAUACCACGUCGCUCGAGGCGGAACGUAUGCAGAUGGAGGAUGAAUUUAUUGCUAGUAUUAAUACGCAGUACGACGAAAAGACCGGAAAACGACUGGUAUACGGGGCUCAGCAACACAACCUGAUUGUCGACGCCCGGCCUGCCAUCAACUCUUACGCCAUGCAGGCUAUCGGAAUGGGUUCGGAGAACAUGGAUUACUACAGGUUCGCGAAAAAGGUGUUCCUAAAUAUAGACAAUAUUCACGUCAUGAGGGACUCCCUAGACAAGGUCAUCAGCGCCAUCAAGGACGCCGAUGUUUCCCCUUUCCCUCCGAACAAAGAUCUCCUAACCAAAAGCAAGUGGCUGAAGCAUAUCCGCGGCAUCCUGGACGGCUCGGCUAUCAUCGCGCGGCAGGUUGCCAUCCAACAUUCCCAUGUGCUCAUCCACUGCUCCGAUGGCUGGGACCGGACGAGCCAGCUGAGCGCAUUGGCCCAGCUGAUGCUUGAUCCGUACUACCGCACCAUUGAUGGCUUCAUCGUCCUGGUUGAGAAGGAGUGGCUGUCGUUUGGACACAUGUUCCAAAUGCGGUCGGGUUACAUGAGCCAUGAGAGCUGGUUUACCGUGGAUAGUGAAGCGCUGGCGGGCUCAUCAAUCCGGCCGGGUGAAAGCGAAGGCCGGGGGGAUGCGAUCGAAAACGCCCUCGCGAGUGCAAAGAGGUUUUGGAACAAGAGUGUGGGAGCCGAGAAGGAGGCAUCGUCAUCAUCAGAAGUGGAGGAGCCCCUAGCUGUUGACGAGUUGAAACAAGGCCCUGCGCCCAUCACCGAAGACCAGGCCACGAAACCCAAAGAUGUGUCGCCCGUUUUUCACCAGUUCCUCGAUGCGACCUAUCAGCUUUUCCGUCAACACCCAACGCGGUUCGAGUUUAAUGAACGCUUCCUCCGGCGGUUGCUGUACCAUCUAUAUUCGUGCCAGUACGGUACCUUCUUGUACAACAAUGAGCAGCAGCGUCGCGAGGCAAAGCUUCAUGAACGCACACGGAGUGUCUGGUCGUAUUUCUUAAGCCGCCGUCAGGAAUUCACGAACGACCAGUAUGAUCCGACUAUCGAUGACCUCACCAAGGGGCGGGAGCGGCUCAUCUUUCCGCGGCUGGGCGAGGUGCGGUGGUGGCACCAGGUGUUCAAUCGCACUGACGACGAGAUGAAUGACGACAUCAAUGCCUCUCUAGCCACAGCGGAACGCGUCGCGGCAUAUCAAGCCUCGUCAGGGUUGUCGGAGCAAGGUGCUGGUGACAACGCAGGGACCCAGUCCGAGAUCGCAUCUGCGGACACCGCGAGCUCAUCCCACCCUCAACCACCGGCUUUGACUGCAAGCCAGUCGGUGCUCACGGGCGUGGAGACUGCUCAUGAGGCUCUUACGCCAGAAGUCAGGACGUCAGCGUCAUUCAAUCGUAGUGCGAGCACAGGGGUGGUGCCCGGUGCCCUUGGGGCAUUACAGGACCGACUCUCUGGGCUGAACAUUGGGAAAGGCGUCUUCGGCGGCACCGGUAGUCCGAGUACGGGUAGGAGUCGUCCGGGUGGGCAUAGCACAGAGACUAAUGGUCCUGUCGAGGAUCAGGGCAACAAGAAACCGGAAGAGGUGGGCGAAGGGCAGGAGAUGAAGAGUAUGGACUGA